AUGAUUGGGACCGUAUCGCACAGCAAACACCGUCAACGCCGAGCCCCGCUGAAGAAAUUCUUCUCGCGAGCCAGUAUCACACGUCUAGAGCCGCUCAUCCAGUCCGCGGGGGACACCCUCUGCUCUAGACUUGGAGACUUCCAAAAGGAGAAACAGCAAGUACUGAUUAAUUCGGGCUGGUCUUGUUUCACCAAUGAUGUGGUCUCUGAAUACGCCUUUGGUAAAUCAUAUAAUUAUUUAGAAACCUCAAAUGACUUCCAUACCGAUAUCCACGAUACCUUAUGCAAUAAGUUGCCAAGAUGGAUCAUGAAGAUGCUUGAUCCGAAGACGCUUUUGUUCAUUGACUUUCAAGCAGACAUUGCCCCCCAAAUCAAAGCCAUCAUCACAGGCGCAAACGACACCUACGACUCUGUCUCACAUCCAACAAUCUUUCAUGAGAUUUUAAACAUCAGCUUGCCGCCUGAAGAGAAGAAACUAGGACGCCUGUGGCAAGAAGGGCAGACGGUCAUUGGAUCCGGUACAGAGACUACAGCAUGGGCGCUUCCGUCACAACAUUCCACAUCCUUGCCCAAUCUUUCAAUCCGGCACAGGCUCUUGCAGGAGUUGAAACCGCUGUUUGACAGCACAGAUGGAAAACCAACAUUCAACCAACUCAAGCAGCUCCAAUACCUCGGAGGAGUCAUUUCAGAGGGCCUAAGACUAAGUUACGGCGUCACUAUGCACCUGCAGCGCGUGUCCCCCGAUACGCCCAUUCCCUGCGGAAUCCCCAGGGAAUCCCAGUCUACAUGUCCUCAAUCCUGCUCCACCAAAACCCCUCCAUCUUCUCCAGCCCCCACGCCUUCGACCCCGAUCGCUAGCUCAACAAUCCGGGCUUGA
Lachnellula hyalina is the source of this 876-nucleotide messenger RNA. RefSeq names its product Cytochrome P450 monooxygenase. Lineage: Eukaryota; Fungi; Ascomycota; Leotiomycetes; Helotiales; Lachnaceae. Bases 1 to 876 code for a protein of 291 amino acids. The record is from RefSeq and is a predicted model, not a curated record. The transcript has 2 exons. Gene Ontology annotation, molecular function: iron ion binding; oxidoreductase activity, acting on paired donors, with incorporation or reduction of molecular oxygen; monooxygenase activity.